GAGAGAGAGAGAGAGAGAGACAUGGCCAAGGCCAGGUCGUCGGCGAAGCAGUCGCGCGCGCAGGCGCCGGCGCAGCAGCAGAACGGCGCCCACGCGCUCUCCUCCAAGCUCGCCAGGUACCUCGACCCGGAGGCCACCUGGGACAAGGACCAGCUGCUGGACGCGGUGCACUGGAUCCGCCAGGCGGUGGGGCUCUUCUGCGGCCUGCUCUGGGGAGCCGUCCCCCUCGUCGGCGCCGUGUGGAUCGCGCUAUUUAUGGCUAUUUCGACAGGCAUUAUUUAUUGGUACUACGCAUACGUGUUGAAGAUUGACGAGGAGGAAUAUGGAGGCCACGGGGCGCUACUUCAGGAGGGACUUUUUGCUUCUUUCACCCUUUUCCUGCUUUCGUGGACUCUAGUAUACAGUUUGGCUCACUUUUGAGAAGCUCCUUUGCUGCACAUACCAUGCGAUCUUUGCUCACCGUGUCAGCAGAAGAGACUCACCAGAAAAGUGUAGAUUAAGGAGCAUUUUAGAACAAGCAUUGUAUCAAAAUGGGUCGGAGUUGUAAUGUUAUUUCCCAAACCCAGUGUAAUUUUGGUACUAUGGGUUUAGCUCAGUGCGAGGUAGAACACUGCCAAUGAAAUCUUCAAUCAGAGGGCAAAAUGUUGAUCACUGAGUUUGCAGUCAAACAGCAUUCAGUUGCCCAAGCCAUGAAUUCGAUGUACACAUUUAGCGCAUCAAUUGUUCUAAGUUUA
Panicum virgatum (switchgrass) is the source of this 734-nucleotide messenger RNA. Its product is annotated as respirasome Complex Assembly Factor 1-like. Lineage: Eukaryota; Viridiplantae; Streptophyta; Magnoliopsida; Poales; Poaceae. The coding region runs from base 22 to 420 and encodes 132 amino acids. The record is from RefSeq and is a predicted model, not a curated record. The transcript is spliced from 5 exons. Gene Ontology annotation, biological process: mitochondrial respirasome assembly.